Molecule: messenger RNA, 969 nt
Organism: Malassezia restricta
Lineage: Eukaryota; Fungi; Basidiomycota; Malasseziomycetes; Malasseziales; Malasseziaceae
Product: NAD+ diphosphatase
Exons: 4
Coding region: 1-969 (322 amino acids)
Biological process (GO): NAD+ catabolic process; NADP+ catabolic process
Cellular component (GO): cytosol
Molecular function (GO): NADH pyrophosphatase activity
Source: RefSeq, a predicted model, not a curated record
AUGCGCGAAGGCAGUCCUCAAAAAGCAUGGCUUGGCAGUACACAGGGCCUGAUCUCGCCCCUCUUGUCCUUGGCCUUUCUUGGUAUCGAGAUGCGCGAAGACGGGCCUAGCUUGCCUGCCGAGCCUGGCCUGCAUGUUCCUACAGGCAUGCCCUACUUUGUGCUCUCCCUCACCGCACGGUCGCAGCACCGUCAUGCGUGGACGGAGGCGUGCGACGUCCUGGAUAUGCGCAAGGCACUAGGCUCUUUGGCGCCCCAAGACACGGCUCUCGUGAGCAUGGCACGCUCCCUGAUCGACUGGAACGAGCGUACGCGGCACUGUCCUUCUUGUGGCAGCAAGCAGUACUCGGCCCUCUCCGGCCACAAGCGCGUAUGUGGCACGGCGCUGGCCAAGCACGCAUAUCCAUGCUCCAUGCUGGAGAUCGGCGGUCGCGCACCGCCUCAAGAGUGCGAGGCAUGGAGCUCCCUGCAAAACUAUACUCAUCCGCGCACCGAUCCCGUCGUGCUCGUGGGCGUUGUCUGUGACGACAAGAUCCUGCUAGCACGGAAGCGAGGCUGGCCUAAGGGAUUGUAUUCGUGUAUUGCCGGUUUUGUGGAACAGGGGGAAUCUAUCGAGGAGGCGACACGCCGUGAGGCCAUGGAAGAGACAGGCCUCGACGUCGGCCACGUUUCGUAUCAGUGCUCGCAACCAUGGCCCUUUCCCGCCCAGCUCAUGCUGGGGCUCUUGGCUUUUGUCAAGACACCCGAUGCGCAGGUCCGGCUCGACCUCGACAACGAAUUGGAAGAAGCCUUUUUCGCCACGAAAGAGCAAGUCAAAAGCAUGCUCUGCUCACAAAACGACCAACAAAGCCAUGGCGUCGUACGGCAUGGCCACCCAGUCACCGUACCUGGCCCCGAAGCCCUGGCGCACGAACUCUUGUCGCGGUGGGCUCAGUCUUCUCAUCACGUGGAGGUGCAUAGUCGUUUGUAA